Messenger RNA from Paramormyrops kingsleyae, 1646 nucleotides. Lineage: Eukaryota; Metazoa; Chordata; Actinopteri; Osteoglossiformes; Mormyridae. The record is from RefSeq and is a predicted model, not a curated record.
UGUGUGUGUGUGUGUGCGCGCGCGCGCAAUUAAGGUCUGACGUAAGUGGGGUAUUUAAAAAGUUCGGCAAGUAACAAAAACAAUUUUACGAUAUUAUGUUAUGGAAAAAGCGGAUCAAAAACACUAAUAAUUCAGAAUAAAGCUUGGAAGACACAUGUGGAAUAGCCAUGGAUACCGAAAAAGUAGAUUUCAAUCUACAGGACAACGAAGGAGAGAAGCGUGAGCUUGCGGCUGGUACAGGGAACAGCGAAAUUCCCAUAAAUCAAAAUGCGAGGCAACGAACCGAGAAAGUGGGCAAAAAAUGCUCUAAGCCUGUUCAUUUAUCUUUCCUGCCGGAGAAAUAUGAGCCAUUGAUAGAAGCUGACGAAGAAGUUGAAAGAAGGAAAGAAGAAAAGAAAAGUAAGAGGAAAGAAAGGAAUAAGAAAUAUAGAAAGAACCUGGGCAAGGCUCUGCGAUUCAGCUGGAAAUGUCUGGUGGUUGGGCUGCAGACCUUAACAGCAGGCUACUCUACACCCAUCUCAGCUGCAGUCAACUUAGCCUCUGGCUUCCAGGGAACAAAGUCCAAAGCGUGAUGGGAUUGAGCACCCACGAUCCUAGGCACUACUGGAACAGGACCCUCCAACUGAUGACCCUCGGAGCACCAGUUAGCAAUGACUGUGAUGUAUUGCAUUUUGGGGUCAUUGGCACAUUGCCGUGACGAUGGUCUUAGAUUUUGGUGCCUAUAACUGAAUACUUUUAGGUUUGCUCUGUAUUAUUGUUUGGAAAUCAUACUGUUGUUAAAAAAUACAGGACACUCCCUUAUCCAUCCUUCAUAGGGUCAUUGCAUUAAGCUCCUUGAAUCAUUUUUUAAAUAUCACACUUAUCCUUUUUUCCAUCACUCUCUCCAAGAUAAGCAUACAAAAUGGAUUUGCCUUUUUUAAAAGCAUCUGAUUUAUCUGACUGAUUCAGUAGUUUACUUAAUUUUGCUUAAUUUUGACUUGAGUUUUCAUUGUUCUUUGAAUUGCUUUUUAAAAUGUGAAACUUUAGAAAACUUAAAUAAUGUUCACAAGCUACCUGUGUUUCAUGCUUAAUGGUUUGGAAACCUCUGAUGAAGCGUCAGUCAUGUUCGCGUAUGAAGCCUUUUGGGAAGUUUCAAAUUGUUUUCUAGGGUUAGCAUUUCGGAGUGAUAUACAUCAUAAUAUUCAGUCAGUCAGAGGACCUAGGUCUCAUUGUCUUGCGAUUGCACUUCUGUCCCUGAUGUAAAAUCAAUGAUUGUAUUGAAGUUUCACAGAUUUGACCCAUUACAAUGUAGCCAAAUCUUCUUGGUUGUCUUGUUUCACUGUUCACCCCAAUCACAAAAUUAAGAGAUUGUUUAAAAUGGUUUUGUAAUGCAAUGUGUGACUGAGUCUCAGAUGCUAUUUGUAGAAAAAGAUGUUUUUUAGUGAACUGUCCAGUAAUUCUUUUAGUACAGUGUUUCUUAACUUAGGUGUAGAAAUGCACAUAAAUGCACCAAAUUCCAUUUUAGUCAUUGAUAUUGUACACACUGACAUUAGUAGAAUGAACAUUCUGAGGAAAAAUGCACAGCAUGUUCUUGAUUUUUAGUAUAUGAUGUAUGAUGUACAUGUUGCUAGGAUACUGUGAUUAAAGAAAACUGAAGUAAACUGAAA